Silurus meridionalis is the source of this 5773-nucleotide messenger RNA. RefSeq names its product eosinophil peroxidase (gene epx). Bases 349 to 2787 code for a protein of 812 amino acids. NCBI's taxonomy places the organism in Eukaryota, Metazoa, Chordata, Actinopteri, Siluriformes, Siluridae. The transcript has 14 exons. Gene Ontology annotation, biological process: response to oxidative stress. Gene Ontology annotation, molecular function: peroxidase activity; calcium ion binding; heme binding. The record is from RefSeq and is a predicted model, not a curated record.
AGUGUAGCAAAAGAGGGACCAACACAAUAUUAGGCAGGUGGUCAUAAUGUUAUGCCUGACUGGUGGCCAUGAAGUUAUUCCUGAUCUGUGUAUAUCAUUAUAAUCUCUGAAAUAUGUAUUGAAUUUGUUCGAGCACCUGUUUAAGAACGUAAACAGCCAAUGUGUUCGCAGUGUACGUGGCUCUACCUUCAUCCAGGAGGCUUUAAGGCGAGCCAGAGAGCUAACAGAUGCUGCUUAUGCGCGGACUAAUGAGAGGUCUGAUGUGUUUAGAUCUCAUUAAAUUGGAGAUGUUUUACAAAAUGAAAUGCUGCUGUGUUCAUUUUUGAGCUUUUGUGUCUCAGAGUGAAGAUGUCUGUGAAACACGGCUCUUUCCGUCCCAGUGACCUGCUGGCACAGUUCAAACAGAUCGGCAUUGGAACCAGGAAGCAUAUCAGAGCUGCGGAGCUGCUGGACAACACGAUGGAAGUCAUCAGAGAGAUGGUGUACACACACACUAUGGCUCAGCCUAAACAUACCGAGCUGUUGAGCAUGGAGGAUGUAGAGACCUUACUGGAAGCUACAGGCUGUUUAGCAGAGAUCAAGAGACCUGAGUGCAAAAGAGUCUGCCUUUCAGAGCGCUACCGCACCAUCCCAGGCCACUGCAACAACAGACAGAAUCCACUGCUGGGGGCGGCUAAUACUCCAUAUGCUCGCUGGCUUCCACCAGCGUAUGAAGAUUUUCAUGGCACCCCCAGAGGCUGGAACCCUCAACACACCUACAGUAACUUUACAUUGCCUCCAGUUCGUGUGGUGUCACAGGAGGUGUUGUACACCCAGAAUGAGAAAAUCUCCUUGGAUACAUCUCUGUCCCAUCUGCUGGUCGAGUGGGGUCAGUGGAUUGACCAUGACCUGUCGCUGACCCCUCAAAGCCCAAGCACGGCCUCGUUCAGGACCGGAGCGGACUGUACACGUACCUGCAGCAAAGACACACCGUGUUUCCCUAUUCAGAUCCCUCUCAUGGACCCUCGUCGUGGUGUUCAGAGCUGCAUGCCAUUUUUCCGAUCAGCUCCAGGCUGUGUAGACGCCUCUGUCGUGUGCCGACACCGGGAGCAGCUGAACGCCAUCACGGCCUUUGUAGAUGCCAGCAUGGUUUACGGCAGUUCAGAGGAACUCGCUCGCUCUCUGCGUAAUCUCUCCUCACCUUUCGGCCUGCUCACACACAACCAGCUACAUUCAGACCAGGGACUCGCAUACCUUCCGUAUCUGCCCCGCACACACACACAACUGGACCCGUGUGCACCGCGAGAGGGCUCCAACACAGGAAAGAACACAACAUCUAUGGGCAACUUGACCUUCUGCUUUCUGGCAGGUGAUUCUCGGGCUAAUGAGCAUUUGGGAAUGAUUGCUCUCCACACCCUGUUUCUGAGAGAGCAUAAUCGAAUAGCCAGGGAGCUGCACAUGCUCAACCCCCACUGGAGCCCAGAUACACUGUACCAAGAGGCCAGGAAAAUCCUUGGAGCUGUCCAUCAGAUCUUGACAUGGGAUCACUACUUGCCACAUGUCCUGGGGCACAGAGCAUACGCUGAGCUCAUGCCACCCUAUCGGGAUUAUGACCCUGAGGUUGACCCCAGCAUAACCAAUGGGUUCUCCACUGCCGCCUUCCGCUUUGCCCAUGUGACCGUGCAGCCCAUAGUGAACAGACUGGGACCUAAAUAUCAGCUCAACCCUAAACAUCCACCGCUGCCUUUACACCACUCCCUGUUUGCCUCCUGGAGGGUGGUGGAAGAAGGUGGUAUAGAUCCAGUGCUGCGAGGUAUGUUGUUGUCCCCAGCCAAGCUCCAGGCUCCUGAGCAAAUGAUGGUGGAGGAGUUGACUGAGAGACUGUUCCAGGCCAAUGGUGGACUGCCCCUGGACCUUGGGGCUCUAAACUUACAGAGGGGACGUGAUCAUGGCCUGCCUGGAUACGGUGCAUGGCGAGAGUUCUGUGGUCUCUCUGUCCCUGGGAACGAAUCUGAUUUAAUAGAGAUUUUAGGGAGCGUAGGCCUGGUGCGUAAGCUGCUCGCCCUGUACGGUACAGUCUGGAACAUUGAUGUGUGGGUGGGUGCAAUCUCAGAGCGUCCACUGUCUGGAGGGAGAGUUGGACCCCUGCUGUCCUGCCUGAUUGCCAAACAAUUUCGUGCACUCAGAGAUGGAGACCGGUUUUGGUGGGAGCGAGAGGGUGUGUUUAGCACCGCUCAGAGAUGCUCGCUGCGUACGGUAUCUCUCUCUCGCAUCAUUUGCGACAACACGCACAUCUGCCUGGUGCCCUCGGACCCAUUUGUACGGACCCUUCACCCUGACAAGCUGUUACCCUGCACACAUGCAAACAUCACACACCUAAAUCUCUCUGCAUGGAAAGAACCAGAAACUGACCCAGUGUGUGGCUCCAUUCCUCGGCUGACGGUGGGUUUCUCGGUGCUCUGUGAUUCAGCAGUGCUGUACCAGUGUCCCUCUGGCUAUCUGCUUCAUGGGGCAACAAACAUUACCUGCAAUCCAAAGACACGAUUGUGGACUCCAAACCCCCCCAUCUGUCAAGAUAUUGACGAGUGCCUAAGUGGACCUGUCUGUCCACCAAACCUGCUGUGCCACAACACCCCAGGUUCCUUCAUUUGCACAGAGUCCACUACACUUUCUGCCUCGUCUAUCGUUGCUGCAGUGACGACAGUCAUUGGAGGUGUUGCUGUGAUGGCCCUAAUAGUUAGUUUUUAUAAAGGGCUUUUCAUCAGAAAAGGGACAAUCAGCCGAGCAUGUUGUAAACAGAAACACUGAAACUUCCGUUUCACCCCUCCUGACCCCUAGGGGUGACGUGAAACAUCUGGAUGCGUCAUUGUUUAUGUUUGCAGCAUAGUUUCAUAGUGUAUGCAUGCUGCAGAAACGGCAAUGCGUUCUGCUGCCUUGCAGAUGUCUUUCUUCUUGCUCUGUAUAAAACAGUAACAGAGCUUCAUGGUGUAGCCACUGAAUUUUUACAAAUCCCCAUUGCUACCUAACCAGCAGCUAAUCAGCAGCUUUUUGCUGCUAAUCCACAGCUGUAGGGUUUUAUUUGCUUUUCCCUUCACAAAUAAAUGGUCACCACUUUUCUCUUUAGAGUCCAACUUCCCUCUAUCGUUGAUGCUAUGCUAAAAACCUGUGUCUGAAUCUAUUGGAUGUUAGAUGGGCACUAAAUAUGUACUCACUCUUUUAAAAUUGAGCAUCAUACAGUUUUUCUCAGUUGCUCUGCAGCUUUUUUCUAAUCAUCCGUAAUAUUUGCAAAGCAGUAAGUGCAUUUCUCAAAACAUUGUGUACAAACAGCACAACACAUUGGAUUUCUUGCAAAAGUCUGUAUUUUAAAUUUUAAAAAAUCCCUAGUUCAUCUUUCACAAGUAAGUAUUUGUAUCAAUGAUCACCUCAUUGCCAUCAGAAUGACACGUCCUUUUCUCAUUGUUACAAACAAGAUCGUCAAAAUGUUUGGUUGUGUUGUCAGUAUGCUGGCGCACGGUUUGGCUUCCAAUGAUUGAAAAUGACGAGGCUGAAUUUCUUCUGUAUGGGAAUCUCAACAGCACAAAUGUACACAUUACUGUACAGUAUGUAGGAUAUUGAUUGCAUAAGACCGGAUGUACACUUUUACUGUUCUGUACUAGUGUUCGUUCUUUUCCUGGUUGUUCCUCCAUUUUCAUUUUUUGCUCUGUCGCUAAUUGAAGGUUCACGAGACCUUUGACCUGUUUUAGAGAACUAGUUGAUCAUUGGUUGAUCUGAUGCCGUACAUGCAUCUAUGCAGGUUGCAGAACAGAAAUGUUUGUCUUUGGGAACCACAUACACACAGGACCAAGACCAAGAGUUGGAGAGUUGUUCAUCGUGGGGAUAACCUUGUCUUCUAUGUGUUGGUAGUCACAGAACUCUGGGGUGAACUUUUGGUUCCUAACCAAGGUGGAUAGUAAGGAAGUAAAUGCAAUUAGUUUCUGUAUUUAAGUCAUGUAUCUGUACUUUACUGAAGUAUUUCCAUUCGGGAGACUUUUACUUCACUACAUUUUGCGAAAUCACUCGUUCCUUUUCAUUUGAGUGGAUAAAAACUGGUCAAACACGCAGCAAUCCACCAAUCAGAGUGAAGCGCACCCUGUUUUGAACUUGUUUUGAUUGCUGCUUUUACUUAUCGCCAACCUACAGUUCAGCAUCAAAGGAACAAAUGAUGGAAGGAACUCCUGAUUUUAUUGAAGUACUUGAAAAGGUUUUGGACUCAUGAUAAUUUGAAAAGAUAUAAAUCAGUGUUUGACUCAUUAAUAUCAUUCUAUUAAUAGAUCGAUGUGCUGAAACAGUAGAGUCUUUUCACAUAAACUGAAAAAAUCUUGUGACAAAAAUACUUUUGUACUUUUACUCAAGUGACCGUUUAAAGGGGACACUUUUACUGGAGUCAUAUUUUACCUUGUGUAUCUCUACUUUAACUCGACUACACAGCACUACAUUCUCACCCUCAAGUCAAGUCAAGUCCAGUUUAUUUCUAUAGCGCUUUUCACAACAGACAUUGUCUCACAGCAGCUUUACAGAAAUCAACAUCAAGGUAAUUGGUGUGUAUUUAUCCCUGAUGAGCAGCCGUGGCGAAUGCGGCAAGGAAAAACUCCCUUAGAUGUUAUGAGGAAGAAACCUUGAGAGGACCCAGACUCAAAAGGGGAACCCAUCCUCAGUUGGGUGACAUCAAGCUACUACUGAUCACCCUCUACUGUAAUGUACCAUUCUGGUAGGAGUAUUUUUCUCAUGCCAAUUGCUUAAACACCAGCCAAUCCAAAAAAUCAUUGCUAGUUUCACUUUAGCAUUACAAAGCUCUAAUUUAAAAAUCUAGGAUAGUCCUAAGAUGAUUAAUGUUCCUCUUGGUUUUUUCAUACUAGUUAAAUGUGUAACCACGUUUCAAUGUUUCAAUAAACCACUAAAAAAACAACUGCCAUGGUUCAAACCAGUGCAAACCCGAUAAGGUCUUGAGUAAUGACGGCUGAAUUUGAUAACGUACCUUAUAAAGCAAUCAUUCAGUUGACUUACACCUCUCCUAGUGCUUAUCUGGGGUUUAUAAAGCCAGUCAAAGUUGUAAGCAAAUAUGGAUUGUAUUUCUAUUGAUUGUUUUAACGGGUAAUUUAUCUACAGUGACAUAACGUGUGUGUGUGUGUGUGUGUGUGUGUGUAUAUAUCUGAUUAAACUAUUUACUGUAAACAAAAUAUUUUUACUCAACCAACCAAUAAUAAAGUAUUUUGUUAUGUAUACUGUAUAUACUGCAACAGUGUGUUCUGUGUUGUUUCUGCCUUUCUUUUGCCCUGGUAAAUCUGUUCUUUCCUGCUUACCUAACCCAUAUAUCAGAUUUAUAGCCUACAGGCACUUCUGCCAUGGAGUAUCUUCUCCCUACAGCCAAUCUGAUAUGGAUUAUUCAGUGCUUUGAAAUAGACCUGCUUCCUUAUUUCACAGCACUGAAUUAUCCAUAUCAGAUCGAGAUACUUUAAGCCUUAAAGUAUCCCACUCUCUCAAUUUGAGUGAACUUCAGACGUAUACAGUAGCGACGGGUCGUUCAUAAGCGAUUUGUUCAUUUUGAACGAGUCUUUAAUGUGACUCAGAAGAACGAGAUUUAUUUUCUACUGAACAGAGUGGAGUAGUUCAUUUCUCGACUCUUCCAGUUCGAGUUAUUUCUUCUUUUACACUUUUUCUCAGCUGCAUGGGAGCAUUUCUCGAAUCAUCCUGCAUUUCUCGAAACAAUGUGUACAAACAGCACAAAACAUUGGAUUUCUCGCAAAAGCCUGUCCUU